AUGGCGGAACCAAUGUCAGACUUUUUGCCAGAGAAGCUCAACACCUACUCUGACGACAUCAUCAUCGACGACGUCGAUAUGGCGUACAAUGACCCUCCCUCAUCGCCUUUCGUAGACCAUAUCGAUGUCGAAGACCAGGAGAAUAUCGCUCCCAACGCAGCGGCCACCCCCGUAAAGCCACUAGUCGAUCUGGAGGACAGCGCACCGCAAUCUGCGUUCAGAGUGUCGCCAGAGAAGAAGUAUGGGUUGAAAGAGCGCACAAGCCCAAUGAAGACGCUGCCGGCGAAGAAUUUGAUGGACGAGUUCGACGACGCAGCACUCAAGAUUAGUAGCGAGGAUCGACAGACUCCUAAGAAAAACAUCUCUCCAGUCAAGGAGACUUCCGUCGACCGACCUGGAUCCGCAAUGAGUAGCAACUCCCGCAAAAGCCAAUCACCCUCGAAAUCGUCUCGCGUUCCAUCACCCGAAACCGCUCAGCGCAAACCGACGCAUACACACCAGCGUCAAAUAUCUGUUACACCAUCGAAACGACCAGCCUCUUCUCACCAAGAGCCAGCCCUUCGUGAUAAUGAAGGCUUGACUACCGCAAUGAAAUUCAUGGAGGAGAGCAACUCGAGAAACCGGGAGACUCCAAGGAAACAAACUUCACGAGAUUGCGAAUAUGAGAUUGAUCUGAGUAUGGACAACACAGACUUCAACCCAGACGGCCCAGAGGUAACAUCCUUGGAUGUUGACGAUACCUGCUUCAGCAACUUCUCAGAGAUGCCCGGAAUAGAUAUGACAAAGUUUGCCCGCCUAAAACAGAGCCCUACAAAGAGAGAGAUGCCAGAUGCUACGCCUCGCGCUCGCACCCAGAUGACCCCUUCAACGGUCCGCCGAUCAGAGCGUACACCUAGUCCUACGCCACGGCGCGCAUACAACGAUAACGAUACUACAAACCUGCUCUUGGAUUUCACAGCUCAGAUCGAAUCCUUCUCGUCGUCUCGCCGCGAGUCAGCAGGACGCGGACGCCAUUCGCCUAGCAAGUCUGCCGCUGAGCCAAAUCUCCGCUCAUACUACCAGAACCAGCGAUCACCGGCCAAGGGUGGAUCGCAAUUGCCUGCUACCCCAAAUCAGAGAAGCCAAAUGUUCAAUCUGUUAGAUUUCGAGCUGCCUCCGGCACCAACACCACGAUCGUUACCUACUGUCACUAUUCGCGAGCUGGAGUCUGUAAAGUCUCAGUUUCAGUCUCAAGUCUCGUCUCUCACCGCUAGCUUAUCUGGGAAAGAGGCUGAGAUCGACGCUCUUUCGAAGGCCAUUGCCGAUGCCGAGCGCCGGGUUGGCGAAGCCCAAGAGACCGUCCGCGACGAACGUUCUGCUCGAGAAUAUGCAGAGACCCAAAUGGUAGACUGGAAAUCGAAGGGUGAAGAGGUCCAGAAACUACUGCAGGAUGUUCAGGCCGAGAUGGCGCGCAACGAUGCUGAGCGUGAAGAUCUUCUAGCGAGAUUAGCUGAUGCUGAAAAGCGUGCCGACGAUGCUGAGAGCCGCUCGGCUGAGCUUGAAACCAAAGUCAUCGAUGCUGAAAGCAAGAACGUCGACAUGACGACUUUCAUCAGCGGUGACGAGGGGGAUGAGAACAAAAAGGUCUACUCUGAGCUUGAGUGCCAAUCUGCCAUUGCUGAGAAGGUUAAUGAGAUUGCACGCGACUUACAUACAGCCUACAAAGCUAAGCACGAGAAGAAGAUCAAGGCCCUCAAGGACAACUACCAGAAGAAGGCCGACGAAAAGUGCAAGGAGCUACGAACGCAGAUCGUUAGUCUCGAACGACAAGUGGAAGAGGCGGGGAAAAAGCGCGACAACACAUUCAGCAGGAUUAGUCCCGGUGAGCAUGACUCCAAGGACGAGAACCAAGGAGCGACUCCCUCAAAGUCUAUAAGAAACGCCGAAGACGCUCAGAUGCUAGAAGCGCAGAGAGCCGAAAUCGAGAACCUCAAAGCUAGACUCGCUGGUCUGCAAUCUGAACUUCACUCCCUUCGCAAAUCCCACGAUACCCUUGUGGAAGAUCUCGAGGCUGAGCGCAUCGAGAAGGGCGAGCUGGUAGCAGCUGCCGAACAGAUGCUGUCUAUGUGCGGUGAGAAGAUGGAAGAGAUGCAACAAGAAGACCUUCGCCGUUCACAAAUGAGCUCUGCACCACCCGCUGCGCCUCCACAACAAGCACCGCCCCAGCAAGCAAUGCGUAACACAGGCUUCCUUGCUGGUGGUUCUAGUACCCUCCGUCCCGGAUCCGCUCUUGGGGGUGGCCGCCCCGGCAGUGCUAUGGGUGAUCGUCUAGGUGCCAUGAACGAGCGCCCAGGCAGUGGCAUAGCCAAACCAUCCGGUCUUCGUGCACCAGGUGGCCUGAAAUUCCAAGGUACUCCCGGUCUGAAUAGGAGCCAAAGCGGUGGCAAGAGCAGGCUACUAUCAAACAUUGAGCGUAUGGGCGGAGGAAAGACACAGGAGUAG
Messenger RNA from Alternaria atra, 2481 nucleotides. RefSeq lists its product as uncharacterized. The transcript is spliced from 2 exons. The record is from RefSeq and is a predicted model, not a curated record. Bases 1 to 2481 code for a protein of 826 amino acids. Lineage: Eukaryota; Fungi; Ascomycota; Dothideomycetes; Pleosporales; Pleosporaceae.